UGCAGUGCUGGAAACUUCCAAGUAUUUAAUGUAUGACUAUCACUAUAACGUAAUGCAGAAACAUUAUGAUGAUAAAAUUGAGCUCAUGUAUACAGAUACAGAUUCAUUGGUGUACUAUAUUCAAACUGAUGAUUUUUACAAUGAUCUGUUGAACAAUCCAAACUUGUUGAAUCGAAUGGACACUGCAAAUCUACCCCGUGACCACCCGUGUUACAUUGCUGAGAGAAAGAAGAUUCCUGGGUUAUUUUCUGAUGAAACCGAUGGACGUAUUAUGAGAGAGUUUUGUGCUCUCCGUGCAAAGUCCUACGCUUACAUUUUAGAAGAUAAGGAGAAAAUCAAAGCAAAAGGAAUCCGUGGACAUGUUGUUAGAAACCAUAUGACCUUUCAAGAUCAUAAACGGUGUUUGUUUGGUGAUCCCAGUUUGGAAGUAACAACGUCAAACGUUUCUAUCCGUUCAUUCAAACACAAAUUAAAGACCAUCAAAUCCAAUAAAUUAACUUAUAACAGUUUUGAUGAUAAAAGGGUUAUAGUUGAAGACAAAGUACACACCCUAGCUCAUGGACACUAUUCUAUAGAGGAGGAACUUGAAGCAGAACUAGAUAGUUAGUUUUUUUUUAAAUA
Molecule: messenger RNA, 621 nt
Organism: Aphis gossypii (cotton aphid)
Lineage: Eukaryota; Metazoa; Arthropoda; Insecta; Hemiptera; Aphididae
Exons: 3
Coding region: 29-607 (192 amino acids)
Source: RefSeq, a predicted model, not a curated record